This is a messenger RNA of Gaeumannomyces tritici R3-111a-1, 2558 nucleotides long. RefSeq lists its product as hypothetical. Bases 1444 to 2169 code for a protein of 241 amino acids. NCBI's taxonomy places the organism in Eukaryota, Fungi, Ascomycota, Sordariomycetes, Magnaporthales, Magnaporthaceae. The transcript has 4 exons. The record is from RefSeq and is a predicted model, not a curated record.
CUCCGGGCCGGCACCCAGGUUCAGUAGCGGGUUGGAAGCGGCGUGGGGAAGCCGUGAGGUGCCACCCAGAGGCCGCCGAGGCAGGGCAGAGCUAAAAUAGACUUCAGUUCCUGGCGAAGGCGCGCGGCAUAUGGGCGAUGGGCCCCUUACAUGACUGCCCCUGCCAGCCAGUCUGCCUUCUUCUCUGUCAACCCCUCUGGCGAUCGGUCAGAUACGACACCAUCUAUCGCCCCUGUCGGGCAAAGCCGUCGGUUGAGACGUGCAGGAACACCAGCCACAUACCUACCCCUCUCUGCAUCGUCGAUGCGGCUGCGGCCCAGUGCUCGGGCGGCCAGGGCGAAUCGCACACCUGCGAACGCUGGGCUUGCUCAUCAUGGCUUCGCAAUUUCUGGUAUUAGCCGCGCUAUCAUCCAAAGGAGCUGGUGCACUCUCUCACGCGCCGGCGAGAUAUGAAUGAUCUAAUCCCGCACUCAAAUGGCGGCAUCGCCAUCGCGUCCUGCAGAGUCUCGAUAUUCGGCCACGCGUAAGCAGUCGUCUGUACCACACCCACCAUUUUCGAGGACUGCAGUCAAAGGCCGCAAGACAGACUCCCGCUUAUACACUGCUUGAAAGCUAGCUAAGGAAUACUGACAAGGCCCGACUGCUUAGUCUAAGAGUGAACUACAAGUGAUGCUCCCAUCACUUCCAAUCGCCUACCGAGAGCACACGGGCGCGUGUGGGCUCCCACAUUCCGACGGUACUUGGAGCUCGACCCUAUAUCCGCCCGGAAGGUGCAAUAUCCAUGCCGCCCUGCCCCGAAAUACCCAAUGCAACAGACUCUAUAUUCCAUAUAGCCCUCAUGUACCAUGCCAUCAUCUCCAGCUCGCCGCUACCUCCCCGCAUCGCCCUCACUUCACCCGGGUCGCUGGCGCCCAGGACAACGGAUGCAAUGCAGCUUGCCAUCGCCCUCUAGAGUGCCUGCAGCCGGGCGGUUCGCUCGCCAUCUGUGCAAUACAUUCAGAACGACGAACCCCUCGUGCCCCGCAAGCCGGUGUGCCACUCCCGCCAGCUUUCGAGGCCGUCCCCCAUGCAAACAUCGUCUUUAUCCAUAUUGCGUUGCAAGAUGCUAUCGAUCUAGCCCGACCUGGGCGGCCCGCGACGUACGCGUUUUUGGGAGGUCUUGCGAGGUUUUUGCGAGACCGGCAACGGGCAUGGGGAUGGAAGAGACGCCGAUCCGGAGAUUUCUACACAUCUUCUUUCCUCUUCUUCGAUAUGACUUGGCCUAUAUAAAGCCGACGACGGCGCGACAAAUGCUCAAUCUCAAUAGCCCUCUCCUCAGGCCGCUCUGGUGAUCUCCUACUCGCCUCCUUCGCCCUUUGUUCCGAGAAGUUCCCAGCUUCUUCUGCUCUCCCCCAACCAGUCAAGUCACACAAGGCACACACGGUCUUACCGGAACUGCCCGCCAUGCAGACCCCAAGCUUCCUGCAGCUGGUCCUCACGGGCCUGCUCGCCACCUCCUCGGUCGCCUCGCUGAACCUGCCGGCCGCCAACGGGCCCGCCGGCCUCGUCCGCUAUGUCGGAGCUCUGGCCGUCAUGGCGGUCCCCGCCGUCUCGAGCCCGGUCGCCGUCUCGAUGAGCGAGGAGCUGGUUGAGCGCGACGAGACUGAGAUCGAGGAUGCGGACAAGAAGAAGAAGAAGAAGGGGAAGAAGGGAAAGGGAAAGAAGCACGGCAAGGGCAAGCACGGCAAGGGUAAGCCCGGAAAGCCCGGGAAGCCCGAGAAGCCCAGCAAGCCUGAGAAGCCUGAGAAGCCUGAGAAGCCAACCAAGCCUGAGAUGCCAACCAAGCCCGAGAAGCCUGAGAUGCCUAAGGUGCCAACCAAGCCUGAGAUGCCAACCAAGCCCGAGAAGCCUGAGAUGCCUAAGAUGCCAACCAAGCCUGAGAUGCCAACCAAGCCCGACAUGCCCAAGGUGCCCGACCCGAUCUUCAAGAUUGGCGGCCGCGACAUCGCCGAGAGGGACGAGGCCACGCCCGAGCCGGCUGCCGACGCCGAGGUCGAGGACGCCGACAAGAAGAAGAAGAAGAAGAAGCACGGCAAGGGAAAGAAGGGCAAGGGCAAGAAGGGCAAGGGCAAGCACGGCAAGGGCAAGCACGGCAAGGGUAAGGGCAAGGGCAAGGGCAAGCCCGAGUAGGCUGAGAAGCCGGACGCCCGUCAAGCCGGCCCCGCCACGACCUCCCGCCGAGCUGCCCGAGUACGGUCAAGCCGUGCUCGAGACCAGCGAUCUCGCAUCGCGUGCACCUCUUUUUACGGGUGGCUAGUUGGCGUCCUUGGAUUAGGAGGGCGGAUGCCGGUUUAGGGAGGCGGUUGAGAGUCGCAGAGAUGAUACAGGCGGACACCAGCAACCUCACAUUCUCUCUUUCGAUUCUCGGCUUUCGCGGGACUCUUGCUUCCAACAUUUCUUUUCUUGCUCGUAUUACUUUCACUAGCCCCUUUUAUCCGGCUGACAGUCAUCACAGACGCUCACUCGUGUGUAAAUAUCUCCUUAACCUGUAGUCAAAAAUCCAACAGUCGAUGAGCAUA